Molecule: messenger RNA, 1707 nt
Organism: Quercus robur (English oak)
Lineage: Eukaryota; Viridiplantae; Streptophyta; Magnoliopsida; Fagales; Fagaceae
Product: U-box domain-containing protein 33-like
Exons: 8
Coding region: 114-1445 (443 amino acids)
Biological process (GO): protein ubiquitination
Molecular function (GO): ubiquitin-protein transferase activity
Source: RefSeq, a predicted model, not a curated record
UGCAUCUUUACACGUGUACGCCGCUUUACUCAUCUUCCUAUAAAAUCUGUGUCUUAUUGUUUAUUUCAAAAGCUUGGUGUUGGUACGUGGAAGUUUGGGUUUGAACUUUGAACAUGGACGAUGAUAUAUUACACGUUGCGCUGGGACAAAAUGUGAAAGAGUACAAAUCAAUCUUGUUAUGGACAUUACAGAACUCUAGGGGAAAAACUAUAUGUGUCAUUCACAUCCACCAGCCAGCAAAUAUGAUCCCCAUCAUGGGAACAAGAUUUCCAGCAAGCACAUUGACCAAACAGAAAGUCAGGGCAUACCGGGAAAUUGAAAGGCAGAAUAUGCAGCAAAUCCUAGAUGAGUAUCUUCUUUUUUGUCGCAAAAUAGGGGCACAGGCAGAAUCACGAGAUAUUGAAAUGGACAGUAUUGAGAAGGGAAUUGUGAAUCUCAUCUGCCAGCUUGGAAUCAGGAAGCUUGUUAUGGGAGCAGCAGCAGAUAAGCACUACUCAAAGAAAAUGAUGGACCUCAAGUCUAAGAAAGCAAUCUAUGUGCGCCUACAUGCACCUGUAUCCUGUCACAUACAAUUUAUAUGCAAGGGUCGCCUUAUCCACACCAGUGUAGGAAGUGGAACAGACGUUUCUUCCCUUGAUGGUACUGAUGAUUUCUGGACUCCAAGGGGGUCAGUUGCAGAAGGGAGUUCUGAUGAAUGGUAUCCUCCAGCUUUGGAUAAUUCAACAUGCUCUUCCAGAAGACCAGUUGACAUAGCUCGGAUUUCAUCUGUUAGGUCUGAUGGGACUGACAAUGGUUUAGAGCAGGAUGGAAGUAUAGAUGAAACUCUCUAUUCUAAAUUUGAAAAGGCCAUGGCAGAGGCUGGGAAUGCAAGGCUAGAAGCAUUUCAAGAGACACAGAGACGUCGCAAAGCCGAAAAGGAUGCAAUUGAAGCAAUGCACAAGGCUCAAGUGUCAGACCGCUUAUGUGCUGAGGAGUUGAAACAAAGAAAAGAAAUUGAGGAAGCUCUAGCAAAAGAGAAAGAGGAACAUGAAAAGGUGAAAAUACAGCUAAGCAAAGCAAUGGAAGAUCUCCAGUUUGCCUUAGAUCAAAAAUCAUCACUAGAAAGCAAAAUUGUAGAAUCUAAUGAGAUGGUAGAGGGGUUGGAGCUGAGGAUUGUCUCUGCUGUGGAACUGUUGCAAAUUUACAAAAAAGAACGGGAUGAGUUGCUGAGCUCCAAAGAACACUCUGAACCUCCAUCGUAUUUUCUGUGUCCAAUCUCCCAGGACAUCAUGCAAGAUCCUCAUGUGGCAACGGAUGGUUUUACUUAUGAAGCUGAGGUUUUGAGAGAAUGGUUUGACAGUGGACAUGACACUUCACCAAUGACAAAUUUGAAGCUUGAAAACUGCAAUCUUGUACCCAAUUAUGCUCUUCGUUCAGCCAUUCAGGAGUGGCAACAAAAACAUUGAAAUCUGAAACUCUUCCACCUCCACCAUAUACCACCUGUUCCAACCCACGGGUGCAUUUUGUAUUUCAUUAUUUUUUAUGUAAAAAAAUAAAUAGAUCGAUACAUUUUUCUUCUUUAUUGAAUCCUUGGUUCUGCUGUAGCAUAAUAUUGCAUCAUGUUGUAUUACAUAAUGGUAUUUCAACUCAGAAGUUUUGGUUAUAGGUUUACACCUAAAAUAAAUGCAAAGAUGCCAAGAGCAUUUAACAGACACAAGCUCAUAUUUA